UCCCUUUGAUAUACAGGUUACUUUCAUUAAUACAGUGAUAAAUUGUAUGAUCAGGUCCUGGUAUUAAAGUAUACAAUAUGCUGUUUAAGGGAUUAUUGAUCAAAAUAAUCUAGAGUUGUAUGAAAUAAUGGAAGCACAUACCAGUUCGGUGCCCUUUUGUUUUGCUUGAAGCAGUGAAAUAUUUGUAAUGUCAGGCUGCCUUCUUGUUUACAACAAUAAGACAUUACGGCUGAACAUCAAACAAUCUGAUACACUUUAGUUUCUUUUGUUGGUAACGUGUACUACUAGAUGUCUUGUGCAUGGAGUUUUUGUAAUUUCUGUGCCUGGGAGAAUAAUUGUAAUCAUGCAAAACCACAACCUUAAACAAAAGAACAUGUGAAUAGUUUAGGAUGUAUACAACACACUAAAGACUAUGUUUAUGUAACUAGUUGAGGAUAUAAACCUUUAAAUUUUUUGUACCUGGAUGAUGUUGAUUAAUAGCAAUGAUUGAUCUCGCCUGCUGUUGUUUGGUGGCCUGGUGGGGGUGAAUGGCUCAACAGGAGGACAAAGGCACAAGCCUCAUCUCCUUGUAGCGGUGGUGGAUUGUGAAAGUAGAUAGAGAAGAGGUAACUUCUUUAGUUCCUUUAUUCCUGAAUGCCACCUCUCUUAAUGUAAAGGUGGCCAGAUGUAACAAACUCCUAGAAGCCAAACCUUAAUCAUAAUGUAUUUAUCACCUACCUUAACGGAAAAAGCUAACGGUUAGCACAUAUGUAAACGACUUCCGUGCUGGACUUUUUGUUGCCCCUUGUGUAGGCGUGUCCGCACAUAACAGAUGCCUAAGUUCAUCCGACAGGAGGACUCUUGUGAGACUUGAUCAUGCAUGUUUUUGUGUAAUAAUAUAACCAAAAUAAGGUACAAUUGCAAGAAAUUGUAAAACACAUUUUUGUAAGCACUGGACGGUUGUCUUUUUUCUUUCUAGAAAUUAUGAGUAGCUGUGUUGCCUUCAGUAACACUGUCACGGCUCUGAGUUUAAUUUCUUGUUCUUGUGCAUCCUCAUUACAUAUUUAUUUAUCUAUUUUCUGGGUCUCUGUUUUGAUGGAAAAAUGUACAUAUAAUAUUGUAUUUAACUGACCUCUUAUGGCUGUCAAUAAAACUGUAAUAUCCAUGUCCUUACUCUCCUCAUGGUUCUGACCUGGAUGUGGUUCCAAAAGUUGAUAAUACAUUGAAGGUUCUAGGAUCUGAACUUAUGUAUUCAUUUGAGCAGAAUCCUAACUUUGAUGCUAAAGGGUUAUUCUUGGACAAUGCACAUUUCCCAGAUAGUGUAUAUUUAAUCUGAACUCUGAGGUGCUUCUGAGUUCUGGCUGGAUCAUUUCAUUACGCAAUUCAGUCAUAUCAGACUGGGCAUAGCGUGGGAUGAUCAUAAUUUGCUGAACUUGUAAAGCAUUUUUUGCCUGACACCUUUGUAGUUUGUACCAUGCAUUCUAUGGCCGAUGAUGAAUUGAAUAUUUGAAUGCCACUGGUGGCUUGGAGCUGGGGACCAAAGAAAAGAUUGCACAAUUUCUUAAGGUGAACUUUACAUUGACCACAGGAAGAAAGACCACCAUUUUGGUGUGCGCGUGCAUCUUGUUUAGACAUCUUCUAUUGACUAUUGGCCUCGCUAUCAUUUGAUUAUACGUUAUUAAACCAUGAAAUAUCUGUCAUGAGAUUUAGCUUUCUGAUCACCUAUCGUUGGACUGGGACUUUGAGCCACCGUUAGCAGUACUAAAUUCAGAGCUGUACGGGGCGUCCCGGAGCCCGAGAAAGGCUUCAACUUUCUGUGUGAUGAACUCUUUGCUUGUGGUUUGGUGCACUGAAAAGAUUGUGGGGGAAGGGCAUGGGAGCAAAGAGUUUAUAAAUCAGAUGGGGUAAGUAUUCAAGUGUUUUACUGUCAUGAGAUCUCACUGCUAUGAUUGUUGAUCUGAAUUUUUAUUCUAGGUUAAUUUGUGGUUGGUAUAUAUGCUUUGUGAAGUAGCAUGCACUCAGUUGCGGUAGGUGUGACUGCUUUACAAAGCAAUUGUGUAUUAUGUACUUCCGUAGGCGCUAGAUCAUUCUGUAUGGAUGUUUUGUUGUUUCUCUACUGUACAUUCUAUGUUUGUCAAAUGAAUAUGUGAUGCUUGGUGUACAAAAGAUAGUUUCAUCAGCAGGCCGCUUUUUGGAGAAGUGUUCUUUGUUCCAGUGCUAAACCUGAACCAUUUGGAUCUGUACUAUGUCACUCUUCACUUCUAUUAUCUCGUGUAAAAGACAAAUACAAUUCUUGUGCAUGUCUUUACUUGACAUAAAACAAAAUACGUUCCUGAUGUGUUUUUGUUUAUCCAUCAUAUGUUGAUCUUGAAACAAAGGAAGAUGAUUGCAGCAAGGCAGAAUCUCUAUUUGCUACCUCUUCACUUGGAUUACCCUUGGGAACAAGAGUAAUACGAUAGAAGUUGCACGGUGCUGCGCAAGUGCCAACAAGCCUCUACAACUACAGGUUUCCAGACGGUGAGAAUCAGAUUCCAAUUUGGUGACGAUACACCUCUAACUCUGGCAAGCAUGAUGCCCCUGCUGCAUGCAGUCCUUCGCUUUGACUGUAUUAUUCGGCGUCCAGCCCCCUACCAGCUUCCCCUCUCCACUAUUGCUUGAUAACAAUUCUUGCAGCAGGAGCAGGUGGCAGCAAUGGCACCGGAUUCUGAAAGGCCUUAAGGUGAAGGACACUGAUGGACUGAUUGUUACAUGGACACUUGGAAAGGUCCCCUUAGCUUUGCCUGUGCCGUCAUCUACCAACAGUAUGGCAAUGUGCAUCACAAUACUAAAACAUGUAGUGCUUGUUGGGAAACACAUAGUGUGAUUCUUAAGCCAUGGUGGAUGGAUAAUCCUGUGGUGGCGAGUCUUCUACACCAAGGGAGGUACUUCUAAGCUUGCUGCUAUAUUUACACUGGGUGUAAAAUAUAAUUAAAAAAACGGUGAGAGGCUGGUGGAGAACUGGAGACAACAGUGGGGGUCUCCAGCCAUUCAUUGUUUUCAGUCGUAGCCACAUGUCUGCAUGCCACUACAUGGUGACAUUAUUCACUCUAGCAAAGGUGCUGGUGAGGAAUAGCAGAACAUCUGAUCGAAAGAGGAGGAACAGGGAGAGCAGCAGUUCUAACCUCCGUGCUGGUAAUAAGAAAUCUUCCUGUAUUGUUGGUACUUUAUAUAUAUUGUGCCAUUCUCUUUGCAAAUAGUUUUGCAUUUAGGACUAGUACUUCACUUAAUAAUAUAUUAUUAGUCUUUGGAAGUACUGCAGUAUGAUGUCUUCUUUGAAGAUGGCAGAUUGCUUUUAUCUCUUCAUGAGCAUUCUGUUUUUUUGAACAGUAUAUAGGCAUUUCUCCCCCUCUCUUUUGGAGGAAUUAUGGGCAAGAGAUCUGUUAACUCAUUAAGUAACAUUGGACUUCUUCCGGAUGAUUUCUUCUCUUCAUUCGUGUGUUUUGACUCUUCAUCAAGAAUUCUGCUCAAUCUUUGCUUAAGAAAAGGGUUAGGUCCCAGCAUUUGUUGAACUAUUCAUCUUGGUCGAACUUAGCUUCUAAAUCACCUGGUGAUUCUUACAUCAUCAUGCUAUGGAACAUGAUGUGAACUAGUGACAAUGAUGCACCGAUAAUCUGUCUAAUCCAUCAUUUAUUGUUCUGGCAUGGAAUUUUGAUGGCUGGAGGGUCAGUACGCACUGCUGAGUUUUGAGGAAUCUACCUUGGCCACAAGAAUACAACCAGCUAACUUUUUGGCUUUUCUCGAUCAUAUACCCUAAUCUGCUUCCGCGGUUCCCCUUGUGAUUUGAAGGUCACACUUUCUUAGCUGUUGCCCUCUUGUUCUGUGGAUCUGAUUCUAUGGCUUCUGAAUUCUCACAUUUCCAUCGAGUGUGCUGGGGCGUGAGCCAGUCGGCAACUAGCUAACUUGUGCAUUCUACCUAUCAAAAUGAAAAAUUGGACUAUUAACCGAUGUCCGGCAUUAGUUACUAUAGGAACUUUAAUUUGCAUUCAGCAUCUGUGCUGUUAUGUCGAGUUGUGGAGUUCAUUUCAUCUUUUUACGCUAAAACUGGCCCAUGCUUAGAAGUAAAUCCUUUGAAGAGUUCUUUAUAUUCUUCUGAUGAAAGUUGCUUACUUUCUCAAACUGUAGGCUCAUAUAGUUGGGUUGGUAAGAAAAUCUGGAGGACAGAACUUUAAUAGUGGCGUGUUCAGAGGGUUUAAGCUUAGAUGGGCCCUGUUCAUUGCUUAAUAAUUAACCUUAUUCUGGGCUGGCCCAUACAGACACUGUAUGACAGUAGUAUCUGAUCCUUGGGUUGGUCACUAGGUCUUCAGUUUGCAGCACCAACUGUAAUCGAUCUUCUUCAGAGUCCUCUUUAUUCUGAUCUCUCGAUGUGAUCCAGCUGGUGCGUGGUUGUCAGUAGUACUGGUACCAGCAAUUCUAUUCCAGAACUUGGUUUCCACUUUUGCCCUUGCGUUUGUCUAUUGCAUCAGGCUUACCUAGCCUUUUCACUUUGGACAAUCUUUAUGUAAGGCUGCAAGGGUUAGUUGUUCCUUGUUGAGCCCUGCAAGGAAUUGACUGUGUCGAGCUCCCGAUCUACUCCACCCUUUAAGUAAAGCUCCUUCAGUUGGCAAACUUGGCAAGUUAGAAGGUUAUCAGGCAUUCCCAAAAAUGAUUGCAACAUCACACUGAGUUCAAGUAUCAAACACAGAUGUAUUCCCCUCCCUGCACCGAUCCUGAAAGCAAGGACAACCAGUGCUUCGCAAUCGGAACUAACCUGCUUGCUUCACUAAACCACGCCAUGGAUUUUGAUGAGCCUAUCGUCUUUCCAAUGAACAAUGUAGGCGUGCAAGAGGGGAUUCAGCUUUACAAUUCUGCUGGGGAUACUCAGCUAAGCAGAAAUAUGAACACAGGCAAAUGUUUAAAGGGUGGUAAAAGGAAGGGUUCUGGAGAGGACAGUUCAUCACUACAUUCUAUAGAUGAAACCGGUGCAUUGUUGCAGCGAGAAGUCAGCAUGGAGUGUCCUGAUGAGAAGCCAGGUGAUGCUGGUACUAACAGAGAGGACUACGUGCAUGUCCGGGCAAAGCGCGGCCAAGCCACCAAUAGCCACAGCCUUGCAGAAAGAUUUCGAAGGGAAAAGAUAAAUGAAAGGAUGAAGCUUCUUCAAGACCUCGUCCCAGGUUGUAACAAGAUUACAGGCAAGGCCAUGAUGCUUGAUGAGAUCAUAAACUAUGUACAAUCUCUGCAGCGGCAGGUUGAGUUCCUUUCAAUGAAGCUCUCAGCUAUCAGUCCUGAGCUGAACCGUGAUCUCGAUCUGCGAGAUAUCCUUUGCACACAAGAUGCUCAUGCGGCAUUUCCGGGAUACAGUCCACAAAUUAGCAGCCUGCAUCUUAACCUGUUCAGGGCAUCUCAACAAGGUUUCUCGCAUCCACAACCAUACGGAAUGACCCCAAAUCCAUCAAAUGUUCAUGUGGCAAGACCGGUUCCGCAGUUACUUCAGCUACCUGCAUUUCCACAGAGAGGAGUCGUCUGGGACGAGGAACAUCGCACCAUCGCUCCGGAUGCUUUCACUUCAGACAUUCAAUGAAAGCGGAGUAACAAUCCUGCGGCUUGAUGGUGAGGACCUCCACAUGAUCACAUCUGAAAGCCUUGACAAUGACAAGCAAGUCCGUUGGUCCGCUAUUGGGAAGCUUUUGCAAGUUGCAAUGGUGGCACGGCAUGGGAUGAGCUAAUUAACUUUGGCCUUUAAUGAUGAACACCCAUCAUGUACAGUUGACUGAUCAAGGGGUUGAAAAGUUUGUGAUCUGGUCAAAAAAAUAAUGUGCUAUGUUGGCCUGGAGCCCUGGAAUUUGUGACAUAGCUGGAUUAGUGGUUUGGCGACUGGUUUCACCUAGUUAUUUGCUUGUAAUAGCAGGUAAAUAAUCUUAUAACAUUUAACUGCAUGUAUCACAAAAUACAAAAUUGCGGAGGUGGAGUAUGAUAAAACUACUCUAUCCGUCCUCAAAAGAAUGCAAUUCUGCUCUCGAUUC
Panicum virgatum (switchgrass) is the source of this 6017-nucleotide messenger RNA. RefSeq names its product transcription factor bHLH76-like. Lineage: Eukaryota; Viridiplantae; Streptophyta; Magnoliopsida; Poales; Poaceae. Gene Ontology annotation, biological process: regulation of DNA-templated transcription. Bases 4700 to 5575 code for a protein of 291 amino acids. The transcript has 10 exons. Gene Ontology annotation, molecular function: DNA-binding transcription factor activity; protein dimerization activity. Gene Ontology annotation, cellular component: nucleus. The record is from RefSeq and is a predicted model, not a curated record.